AUGUCACACUUAGAUAAUGAAAGUUUGUUUGACAAUGAAGAGCAAGCAUACAAAUCAGCAUUCUUCAUAGUUAUUGUCCUCUAUAUAUCUGUAUUUUAUCUUCGAUAUUUCCUCAACUCAAAUCGUCUCCCCGGUCCAGUUCCCCUUCCGCUUGUUGGAAACUUACCACACUUAAUACUUUUACUGUUCCGCGCAAAAUUCAAUCUAUCCCAAGUGAUACAAAUUUUACAUGCAAAACAUGGGGACUUAUUUCAGUUAUAUGUCCCAUUCUCUUUCAAAGAUCCGCUCAUUGUAAUUAGUAAUGCUCAGAUUGCAUCCACGAUUUUUGAUAGCAUAACGAUCGCGAAAAGCAAGUUUAAUCUUCGUACGGGUCCGAUACAGGGAAUAGAUGAGCUGGAUAUAUCGAAAAAAGGAUUAUUUUUGAAUAGGGAUACAGUGAGUUGGAUCAGAAAUAAAAAGUUUUUCAUGGAUGGUCUUGCAUCGGUCAAUUAUGCUGAAGAUUGUGUAUUGUAUGCGAGAACAGCAUUUAGAGAAUUGGAAAAAAGUUGGUUUGAAAUCGGAUUAUUCAAUGGGGAGCAAGACUUAGUUGCCAAAGUGAAUUUAGUUGAAUGGAUAUUUCGAUGGACAACCGACAUAUUAUUUCAAGUGACAGCGAGCGAAAACGUCAAUUCAAUUCAGACAUACAAAAAGAUAAUACUUGAAAAAAUGAACCACAAAGAAAAGAAAUCGGAUAUCAAUUCAUCAUUUAAGAAACUGACAAGCUCAUUAUUAGUCGCACCCGCCAGCAGCGUAUCCGAGUCUAGGAUAGUAAUCGACACCGAAACAUUUGUACGAAGCAUACAAGACUUCUUUCCAGCUGUAUGGUUAUUCCUUGCGACUCCUAAAUGGGCACGUGAUUACAUACCAUCUGUUUCAACAAUGGCACGACGUUUCAAAAACAGUUUAGGAGCGGUGAAUAAGGAGCUAGUAAAAAUUGUUAAGAAGAAGCAAGAAGAAUUUGCUAUUAAUAAUGGUCAGGCCAAAGAAGUAAAGAUGGAUUUUUUGACAAUGAUGAUUACUGAAGAAAAGGAUAAAUUGGUACUUAGUGAAGAUGAUAUUCGAGAGAAUUUGUUGCAUGCUUUAGCAGGCGGAGUAAAUACCGCAUCCUUUGUAGCCUUCUCUGAUCUAAACAAGAUGCCAUCAUCAACAGACUGGACAACAGUCAUUAUUCUCUUGAUAAUUACCUACAUAUGUUUCUAUUAUCUUCGCUUUCUAAAUCGACAAACACGUCUUCGUGGUCCGAUUCCAUUACCCAUAGUGGGAAAUUUGCCUCAACUCAUUUACUACCUCACAAAAUACAAAUUCAAUCUUGACAAAGUAAUUUGCGCACUUUCACACAAAUAUGGUGAUUUCUUCGAACUCCAUAUCCCAUUUCUUGUCUCUUCUGAUCCGGUGGUUGUGAUUGGAAAUGCAGAUCACACACGAAAAAUAUUUGCAUCCUAUUCAGCAUCCGGAAAUUAUACGAAAAGAGUGGUAUAUCGACAAGGAUUGGAUGAACUUGGAUUCUUGAAAAAAGGUGUUUUGUUCAAUCAAGAUAUUCCGAAUUGGCUUUUCAAUAGAAAAUUCUUCAAGCAUGGUAUUGUGGCGCAGAAUGUUCUAAAAGAAAAUAUUAAAACGUGCAUAACCUCUUUUGAAGAGUUGGAAAAAGCAUGGAUUGAAAUAGGACCGAAACAAAACGAGGAAACUAAAAUGAACGAGGAAACUAAAAUGGUCGCUGAAGUGAAUUUAGUUGACUGGUUAUUGAGAUGGUCUACUGAGAUUAUUUUCCAAGUAUCAACGCGUCGAAGAGUGAAUGCCAUCUCUCGAUAUAAAGACUCCCUUUUAUCUCGUCAAGUAGAACCCACGAUCUUGGAAGAGAAUGACAAACAACCAAUACAGAUUAACAUUGACACUGAAUCUUUUAUUAAACACAUUUGUGAUUUUUUCCCGACACUUUGGUUAUUUCUCACCACCCCCAAAUGGGUACGAAAAUAUCUUCCACCUGUCGCUCGAUUAGCAAAGGAAUUAAAACGGAGCAUGAAUGAAAUCAAUAUUGAUCUUUUGAAAGUAAUUCAAGAACGACGUACAGAGAUCAUUCAUCAUUCAAAAUCAGAAACCGAACAGGAAAAAGAAAAAAUGAGAGAUUUUUUGACCAUGAUGAUUACGAUUAAUACCCCUUGGGAUAUUACUAAAGAAACUAAUAUUGAAGAUGAAUUGCAUGUCAAUAAGCCGAUGAGUGAUGAUAUGAUUCGAGAGAAUUUAUUGAAUUCUUUGGCUCCCGGUGUCAAUUCGGUAGUAUCAUUUAACGUUGAUCGUGAUCUAAAUUUGAGAAUUAAUUCUGAUGAUGAUAUCGUUGAAGAAAAUUAUUUCAAAGGUGGAACCCAAUUUAUAAUUUACCAUGCAGGAAUCCACAUGAACCCUCGUCAUUGGAAACACCCCGAGAUAUUUGAACCCGCCCGAUUUCUUGCUCCUCCAAACAAUAUAUCGCUUGCCACAUCAUUAGAAGCGAUUUCUCUGUCAGACGAGGUCUCGUCUAAGAAUUCUUUUCUUUAUUUUGGUGGAGGAUCGCUGAACUCUUCGAUAAACUCGCCACCCAAUAGCAUGGAGUCUCGCCUCUUAAAAUAA
Molecule: messenger RNA, 2643 nt
Organism: Ambispora leptoticha
Lineage: Eukaryota; Fungi; Glomeromycota; Glomeromycetes; Archaeosporales; Ambisporaceae
Source: the annotation of a GenBank genome assembly